Messenger RNA from Mus pahari (shrew mouse), 2193 nucleotides. It is a transcript of the gene Tafa4, whose product is annotated as TAFA chemokine like family member 4. NCBI's taxonomy places the organism in Eukaryota, Metazoa, Chordata, Mammalia, Rodentia, Muridae. Gene Ontology annotation, molecular function: receptor ligand activity. The coding region runs from base 445 to 852 and encodes 135 amino acids. The record is from RefSeq and is a predicted model, not a curated record. The transcript has 6 exons. Gene Ontology annotation, biological process: macrophage chemotaxis; phagocytosis.
ACAGCUAGGCUGGAGCCACCCUGGACGGGGCGCACUUGCUGGGCGCGUAGGGCUGUCUGCACCUUCUGGGAUCUGGCUGGGACAAUGUUUCUCCUUUAAGACACGGCGCUUCCCACGGUAGCUUCGGCUUCUCUUUGCAGCAGCACCGGAACUUUCCCCACUUUUGGCCGCACUAAGAGGGUGAUGGGCUGUUCCAGGGGCUCUCGUGCGCAAGUGGCCAGCUGAACAUCCUUUGGUUUCCUUGCUGUGAUCGGCGCUUCACUCUGGACUCCCGGAUCUGACUUGGCUGCUCUUUCUGGUCUAACAGGUCCUCCAAGCCCAAGCAGUUUUGGGGAGCUGCAGAGAUGGUUGGUCCCAGUUACAAAGGGACAUUCAUGGUCACUCUCCAGGACCUUCUUGAGUAACAGUGUUUGACUGGAACCACAUACUGUGAACUCUCCAAGGAUGAGAGUCUGUGCUAAGUGGGUGCUGCUGUCACACUGGCUGGUUCUGGCCUACGUGUUCAUGGCCUGCUGUAAGCUGAUGUCCGCCUCGAGCCAGCACCUCCGGGGACAUGCAGGUCACCACCUGAUCAAGCAAGGUACUUGCGAGGUGGUUGCCGUGCACCGCUGCUGCAAUAAGAACCGCAUAGAGGAGCGCUCUCAGACGGUCAAAUGUUCCUGCUUCCCAGGACAGGUGGCUGGCACAACUCGGGCACAGCCUUCUUGUGUUGAAGCUGCCAUUGUGAUUGAGAAGUGGUGGUGCCACAUGGAUCCUUGCUUGGAAGGGGAGGACUGUAAAGUGCUUCCAGACUCCUCGGGUUGGUCCUGCAGCAGUGGCAAUAAAGUCAAAACCACCAAGGUGACCCGGUAGCAGACACAGAAGUGUUUUGACCCCGAGGGGCAUCGGGACGCAGAGCUGUGCUGUGUGGAUUACCAGACUAGUGAGAACUCACCUUGGAACUUGCUCAGAAGUUCAUAGCCAAAAUAUGUGCAUUGUGGAAGGUGGCAUUUACAUGGCUGUCCCUGUUUCUCUGCUUUGUGAUCUCAUCACACUGAACUACAAGCUUAGGUGGCCACUCAACUGAGGUGUUCCCUGGAUCCCAAAAGGAGCCCAGCGCAAGAAAUGCUGGAGAGAACAUCGGAGGUGCUAAUGUGGAUGGAGCAGCACUGGGAGAACCUGGCUCUUCUUGUUCUCCUUUUCCCAAGGAACAUGGACAGGAAGUACAAAAGGACCCAGGCUGGUCCUCUUUUAAAUGUGUCCCUUAGCCAUCAUACAGAAGGCAUGAAAGGAGUCUAAAUGACAGAUCUGGCUCAUAUACAUGUGUUCUAGAUUAAAGAAUUUGAAUUAUCUGGUGCAAGAAAUUAACUUUAUGAACCUUGGAGAAUGGAAGGACUCAUUGGGUUACUAUGUGCACAUUUGUAUUUUUUACUUUUGAUAAUUUAACAUGUUUAUCUUCUUAGUUCCAUUCCUUCAUUAGCAGAGAUGUAGCAGAAGCUUUGUAACCCUGAUACACUGGCAGCUGAGUUCUAAGGAAACCAGAGGUUUAUAACCAAAGCUUUAAUCAUGACACAUUCACAAAGGAACAUGUACCUGUUGGGAUUUUUAUGGCUUGGGGUUAAUGAGAUAGGAAAAUAAUUUAAGACAGAGGACAGUCUCUGUUUAGAGGAAGGAUAAUUUCUUAGGUCUACUUUAUGCUAACUUUAUGGGAAUAUUUUUAUUAUCUAGAAGAAGUCUUUAAAUGCUAACUAUUCACAUGACAGUUGAUGCAAGCCUACCAGAGUCCCUUCUGUACCCAUUUGUCUGGUUUCUUCUUUAAAUGUUAAUUAAAACCUCAGUAAUCUUGCCUCCUAUUUCAGUGAUUUCACAGAUACUGCCAUGCAGAAACAUAAGAAACAAAGAGACACUGGCCCAGGUUUGAAAUGAUGUUAUUCAUGUACACACAUAUGUAAUGUGGGAUUGAUUGUAUGUAUUAAGAAAUGUUGACAAUAUACUUGCUGCGCCAACUGUCUGUCCUUUUGCAAAUUACAAAGAAACAUAGGUUCCAUUAUGUUGUCUACAGUGCUCUCAAUUAUUUGAUUUUAUUCUUGCAGAAGAAGUGGAAAUGGGUGCUACCUGUUUAUUGGUUAAACUUUGGUUUGAAUUUGACUGACUGGGUGCCUACUGGAAUAGUUAUUCUCACAUGACUUAAGUAAAAUAUCACUGUUGAUGACA